CCCGAGGUGACAGGCCGAGCCGGCCUCCUCUGGGUCUCUAGUAGUUUCCGUGCUGCUGACGCACGCUUGCGCGCACAGCUGGGCCGGCCGCGUCCUACGCAGCAGCCGCGAGCCGGGCAGCCGGUGCCAGACGGUUCCCGGAGGGGGGCAGGGGAGGGGCGCUGCAGGAGGCCAGGGACUCCUGGCGGAGGAGGUGCGGGCGGGGGGCCCCGGUCAGGCUGGGGGGCCCUUGGCGUUUGCUGGCUGCGAUAGGGCGCCCCGACUCUGAGUCCCGAGAUAGCCGGUGGCACCCGCCUGCCAGGGCCGAUAAGGCUGCCGGAGGGAGUCUAGUCACCGGCCGCGAGGAGAGCCGGCGGGCUCUGCUGCCCCCUGCGGGGGUCUCCAGCCCCAGGGAGGGGCUCUCGGUUCUUUCGGGUCUGACUCUACCUUCUCUACCCCGCAGCCCCCAAGGAGACCCGCCUGACGACUAACGAGUUGCCAUGGCAUCCUACUACGAGAUCCUAGACGUACCGCGAAGUGCGUCCGCUGAUGACAUCAAAAAGGCGUAUAGGAAGAAGGCAUUACAGUGGCACCCAGACAAGAACCCAGAUAAUAAAGAGUUUGCUGAGAAGAAGUUCAAGGAGGUGGCCGAGGCGUAUGAAGUGCUGUCUGACAAGCGUAAGCGUGAGAUCUACGACCUCUAUGGCCGGGAAGGGCUGACUGGGGCAGGAACCGGCCCGUCUCGCGCGGAAGCUGGUAGUGGCGGGCCUGGCUUCACCUUCACCUUCCGCAGCCCAGAGGAGGUCUUCCGGGAGUUCUUCGGGAGCGGAGACCCUUUUGCAGAGCUCUUUGAUUUCUCCUCCUCGUCUUUCUCCUUCAGUCCUGGGGCUGGUGCUUUUCGCUCCGUCUCUACAUCCACCACCUUUGUCCAAGGACGCCGCAUCACCACACGCAGGAUUAUGGAGAAUGGGCAGGAACGGGUAGAAGUGGAGGAGGAUGGGCAGCUGAAGUCCGUCACGAUCAACGGUAUCCCAGACGACCUGGCCCUGGGCUUGGAGCUGAGCCGUCGUGAGCAGCAGCAGUCUGUCACCUCCAGGUCAGGGGCCACGCAGGUCCGGCAGACCCCUGUGUCACGACCCCUCGAUGGCAGCCUCUCUGAGGAGGAUGAGGACCUGCAGCUUGCCAUGGCCUACAGCCUGUCAGAGAUGGAGGCAUCUGGGAAGAAACCGGCAGGUGGGCGGGGGGCACAGCGACGACGGCAGGGGCAGCCCAAGACCCAGAACCACGAUCCAGGCGUGCGGGAGCCCCAUGAGGGUGCAAGGGGUGACACAGCCAAGCCCAGCCCCUCUCCGGAGGAGAAGGCCACUCGCUGCCUCAUCCUCUGAUCACCAGGCCCAGCCCACCCGAUUCGGGGGGACUGGGAGUCCUGGUCAGAGAAGGGCAUGGCCUGAGUUGCAGGAGCCCCUCUCCACCUCGGCGCUCCCUCCCCAGGUCCACCCCUCCCUCCAGUGUGGAUUUGCUGUGCUCAGCCCACGGCUGAUGGGUCCCUGGUGAAGUCCAGCGUGGGGGGACCUCAGGGCAGCGGGAGGGCCUGAGGAGCCAGGAUGAACUUAAUUCUUAUUAGACGGGGAGUUUCUAAGGGGCAUUAGUGGCUUGGGUUGGGCCUUUCAUGCCCAGGCCUUCUGCCACCUGUGUUGCUGAAUGAUGUCAAGGAAGGAGGACUUGGCCUGAGGUUCUCUGAGCCAGAGUGGGCAGCCACAGCUCUCCUGGUCGGCUGCAGACACCCCCACCCCGGUUUCCGUGCGCAGUGUUGAGCUCUGAUGUCUCUGUUGCUUCCCUCCUGGUGCUGCUUCUCCUCCCUCGCACUCUUCUCUCUGCAAUUCCCCGCGGGCUACAUCGCUUGCUUUCACUGCCUCCUGCCUGGCUGGGACUCCCUUCUUCCUUUUCCCCAGAAAGCCUCUUUGUGGCGAGGAAGAUGCUGUGGCCCGUAGGGCCAUAAGGUCUUCCGGGGAGGCUAGCUGGGUGGGGCGGGAGCCUCUCGGCCCGUCCAGAUUCAGAACCGGAGCCUACUCCUCCUCCCUUCCUCUUGCUGCCUCAGCCUGCCCCCAGCCUCCGGACUAGCCAGAGGUGAGGCCGGCUAACCCUGGAGAGGGGGGAUAGGGCCAGGGUGCCCCAGGAGGGAGGUCUAGGAGGGACCGCAUCCCAUCCUCCCGCACCAUGCAUCAGGGCUCAGGGAGAGGCCACAGGGCUAGCCCAGGGCUGCAUGCUUAGCUCUGCCCUCCACGGCUUGCGGCUGAUCCUCUCUCCUGUCACCCCACCCCCGCUCUCUCCCCAGAUGUGUUCUGAGCUGGAUGUCCGGGACCCAGAGUUGCUGCACAGUUCCAACAGGACAGCGCCCAACCCUGUGCACUGGGAGGGACCCUCCAUCCCUCUCGCUCACCCGUGCUGAGCAUAGAGCUGGGCCUGGGUGGUGGGCGGGGGCCGGGUGGGAGGUAGGCUUAGCCUGUAAAUGCUUCCCAGGGUGUUUGGUGCUGUUUCCUGGGGACUACAAGUCCCAGAAUGCAACGCACCUCGCCUCCUUUCUGUUAGAUCAUGCUUGGAGGAAGUGGUGCGCAGUUAACGGAGCUGUGCAUCUUGGGAUAUGUAGUUCCAGCUCUGGUCGGCCUGUUAACUCGUCGUGAGAUGGGGACAUCUUGUCAUUUGAUUUGUCCCUGGCAGGGGUGGCAAGAAUGUGGAUGAAGGGGGAAUGUGAGCUUCGUUUCCCCUGAUACCUCUUGCUAGCGCUGGGGUUAGAGUGUACAAAUCAAGGCCCCGAGGCAUCUGGGAGAGGUUAUUUUCCUGUGGGCAGUCCUGGGGUCUGAGAAUGAGCCAGGGCGGAUUGGCUGAGCAGGGCGUGGUCUCAAGAGGGCUGAUGGGCAUGGGCUGGUGAGAGCUUGGAAGGUGGAAGGCCACCCUAGCGCUCUGGGGUGUGUUGAGUGUGUGUGUGUGUGGCUGGAAUCAGCGUGUGAUGGGUGCUCCGGGCAUGCCGCUGCUUGUAUGGCUCCUUUGGCCUCUGACCCUGCUGCCCAUUCUUUCUCUCCAACACCACAGAAACUGCCUCUCCUCCUCCCUCCCUGGGGAGCCCGGUGGCCGGGGAGGGAAGUGGUGGAGCUGGAGUGUUGCCAGCCCCUGUGCCAUUGAGUCUCAGUGACCUAUCAAAGCCAGCUGGGCUGAGCUCAGACCAAGAGGGAAACACUGGAAGUCAAUAAAGCUGAGUUUCGAGAGCUUA
Molecule: messenger RNA, 3247 nt
Organism: Capra hircus (goat)
Lineage: Eukaryota; Metazoa; Chordata; Mammalia; Artiodactyla; Bovidae
Gene: DNAJB2
Product: DnaJ heat shock protein family (Hsp40) member B2
Exons: 7
Coding region: 480-1364 (294 amino acids)
Biological process (GO): positive regulation of proteasomal ubiquitin-dependent protein catabolic process; protein refolding
Cellular component (GO): cytosol; endoplasmic reticulum membrane
Molecular function (GO): Hsp70 protein binding; ATPase activator activity
Source: RefSeq, a predicted model, not a curated record